Molecule: messenger RNA, 2390 nt
Organism: Pecten maximus
Lineage: Eukaryota; Metazoa; Mollusca; Bivalvia; Pectinida; Pectinidae
Product: caspase-3-like
Biological process (GO): proteolysis
Molecular function (GO): cysteine-type endopeptidase activity
Source: RefSeq, a predicted model, not a curated record
GAUGUAAUAUCGGUCUGAAUUUAAACUGUGUAUUCGGGACGCCCUAAUAAAACAACGUUGCCCAUUGUUAAUAUAGACUGGAAUCGUUAGGAAAAUAGACAAACCGUUAGACAAAUGUUUUAAAAGACAGCUGCUGCAGGUCUCAUUGAUUCAAGGUCUCAUUGAUAAGUCUUCAACGCCAUGGCAACCAGAAUCACUAAGGAAAUGAAAUCUCGCCAUACCAGGCUUCUGAAUGAUUUGGCCAACCAUUUUGAUCCAGCAUUGAAUGGACAUGAAUUUGACCAGUUGAAGAAUUCUUGUCGAGUUCAUAUUCAACCUCUAGCAUUGAAAAAUUCAAAUAAUGCAAUCGAAUUGUUGAAGAAUUUAGAAAGAAACAAUACAAUAUCGGUAGGAAAAUAUGAUGAACUGAAGAAGAUUAUAAAAGAAUUUGAUUUUACGGUAUUAGAUGUAAUCACGGAGGCAGAAGAUGAUUUAACUCAGCUGGGAUUACAAGCCCCUGGAGCAGCCUCUUCACCUGUACAACAGCCACAGAGCGAUUCUAAUCCACCCAGCAGUCGUAAAACGAACCUAAAUGUACCUGGAGCAAAUACAGGUGAAUUAGAAUCACAGCACCCAUCCCCAGGAAAUACAGACAAGCCUAGUGCUCCAAAAAAGAAACGAGAUGAUGAACCUGAUGAUUAUGUUUACAAGACUAAUGGUAAAACAGGACUGUUGGUGAUCCUCAACUUCACUCAAAAAAGGGAAGGCGCAUUGGAAGAUGAGAGAAAUUUAAAGGGAUUUUUUAAAGACAGCCUGCAGUGGGAAGUGGAAACUCGACAGGACUUGAAAUAUGAUCGACUUGCCAGCGUAUCUGCUGGGAUUACAGAGCGUCUCAGUGACCAUGAAACUGCUGACAAGUACCACUCUCUCGUCGUGGCUGUCAUGAGCCAUGGAAAUGAGGAUGGAAUCUUCCCACAUGACCACCUGGAAGAAGUAGAAGAAAAGAGAGUGUACAAAUUUGACACAAUUUUCAACUUUUUUAAGAAUGAUGAGAUAAAAGCAUUUGCAGGUAAACCCAAAGUGUUUCUAGUACAGGCUUGCCGAGGUAGCCAAAUCCAAGGGGAGGUUAUUCAGGAUGACCAUGACCCAAUUGAUAUUGGUGAACUUCCUCUCCCAGCUUCAGUCCGUAUAUCCAUCCCUGUGGACGCAGAUAUUCUCAUUAUGUGGGCAACUACACCUGGUUUCAAGGCGUUCAGAAGUGUAAUCUCAGGCUCGCAUUUUCUUCGAGAAGUGGUGCAUCAAUUCGAACAGAACUAUGGAACAGAUCAUGUGGAGGCUAUGCUGAUGAAGGUUCGGCACACAUUUGCGUGCACAGAAAAGUAUCGAUGGAAACAUGUAGGAACAGACAAAGAUGGCAGAAAGAAAACCAGUGUUUCUGUACAAAUGCCUUGUACAUGGACGACUUUAACUAAAAUGUUAUACCUAAAAUGAAUAUAGAAACCAAUGAUUUAAUAAAGUAGGCAGCUACACUCGACUAUCGUCACCUGUAAAUCUGUCCAUUUUCAUAAGUUUUACUGUAAACCGAGAAUUUCUUCCUCGUAGCAGCGUCAUCUUUCAUCAGUAAAACUGACUAAAUAUCAGCAUUCUUCAUUAGUAAUAUUCACAUGCGAGACACCAGUUUGUAGUUUCAAGAUUUAGGGUUGUGAGUGUUGAGAAUAUUUGUAUAGGAUGGCAAAUUGAGUUUUUAAGGAUAAAUUAUUGAGUUGGCAGACUUCCUGAGUUUUAUUUAAGCAUUGAACUAUUACCAAAUGGUAGUAUACAGUCGAUGUGAAUACAAUUUGGACAACAUAUAAAUAGAAUGACAUUGACACUGAUAAUUUUGAUAAUUUGUGAAGUUGCUUUAUUUUUUGUGGUGGCUUAUGUAAAUAAAUGCUAGCAUUCGAAUGCUCUCUAGGUGGAAAGUAACUGACGAGCAUUUUUUUUAACCUACAACACCUGGAGCUGUAUUCCUACACUGACCAAAUCACUGUAGUAUACAGUCUCAUGAAUACAAUUUGGUUCACUAACGACAUAUAGGCAAAUGCUACACAAAAUCUAAAUCUAAAUAUUUGAAUGCAAAAUGUAAAACUUGCCAAGGACUUGUAAUAUUUGAAAAGGACAUUAGUCUACACGAAAUGGAUAGGUAUGUGUAAAAUCUGGCAAAACUUGCAAACGAUGUAUUGUAUUUCCAAUAAACAUUAGCUUACAUGUAAAGUAUGUGUAUACAUGUAUCUACAAAAUUUGCCAUAAAAAGGCAGACAACUAGUAAUAUUUCCAACUCAUUUUUUGUCAAAGUGAAAUAGAUGUGUAUAUGUGAAACUUAGCUAAAAGUACCUAAAAUAUUGUGAGUAAAGGGUAAAUUAAAUGCAAAA